Messenger RNA from Cyprinus carpio (common carp), 940 nucleotides. RefSeq names its product cryptic protein-like. The record is from RefSeq and is a predicted model, not a curated record. NCBI's taxonomy places the organism in Eukaryota, Metazoa, Chordata, Actinopteri, Cypriniformes, Cyprinidae.
GGAGGGGUUUGCAGGUGUUAAUGGCGCGUCAUGAGGGCGUCUGAAGCCCUAAAGAUAAAUAACAGACCCAGCACAGGGUGUUCUGCUCAUUUGGUUUGCGAUGGUGACACUGGGGAUGUUUUGAUGCUGAGCAGAUCGGGUGUUGAGUUGGGUGUUUUUCAAGCGAGCGGAAUUAUGAAUCAACUAUUCGGGUUCUUUCUGUCUGCUGUGGUGGUCUGUCAGGCGGGUUCGUCUGGAUCAGGAUGUGAAGGAGCAGUAUGUGGGAAAGCUGGAGUCUCUGGAAAGCCAAAACAACACGCGGAAUUCUUGAAUAAGUUCAACGAAAUGAACACGCAAACGCCGCAAGGUCAACACCGGAACGCCGAGGCCGUGUUACCGUUCGUAGGACUGACCGGAGUUUCUAAACAAAGCCGUACCUGCUGCAAGAACGGUGGAACGUGCAUUUUGGGAAGCUUCUGCGCCUGUCCGAAGCACUUCACCGGCCGCAGCUGUGAAUACGACGAGCGCCUCAGUGAUUGUGGUGUGAUUCCACAUGGAGAAUGGGUUCAGAAAGGAUGCUCGUACUGCAGAUGUGGAUAUGGACUUCUGCACUGCUUCCCGCAUGUUUUCAGCAAAGACUGUGGUGAGUUUAUAGAUGCAUGUUUGUUGUUGUUUUUAUCUCCAUCUAAACCAGUUACAGCACUUUGAAGGAUAUUAAGUGUGUCUGGCAUCGUGUUAUCAACUUAUCUUAAAAAAGGCCUCUAAAAUGACCUUCUUGCCCAGUAUUUAUGUAUUGUUUUCAGUCCAAAUAUCUAAACAUUCUUAAAUCAAUAUACACUUAAUUGAAACCAAAAUAACAUAAUAUCUUAAGUCUUGUUUCCUAAAAAACAAAGUUAAUGCUUAAAAAAGGAAAAUAUCUGCCAGUGCAUGGGGUCAGGAAAAAAACAACAACUUCUAAUUA